CGACUCGUCCUUUUGUGUCUAAUCCCGAAACCUCCAGAUGGAGAAGCUAAACGCGGUGUUUGGAGUAUUUACUCGGACUAGAGCGGACUGUUUGCGGACUCAGUGGUAGCAGGAAAAAGAAAGAAAAGAGCGCUAACGGGUGGGAAUGUUAACAUGUUAGCUCCGGCGCGGCAGGUGCACCUCGGCUCCGAGAUUUCACACGUUAGCAUAACCGACAAAGAGCGACUUUUCAGCCGUGGGAAUCCACCUUUUUACGAAGCCUGGUUUCUGUAGUCACUCUGUGGAGCAUCAACACAGGACAGGUUUCUCCAUCUCCCUCCCUCUUCUCUCUCCUGCUUGGUUUUGCCUUCUUCCCGGACCCAUCCGCCUAAAUUCCUUUCCCCACAUCUUGUCAGUCCAUCUUUUCAGCAGUUUUUUGUCUUUCACGACAUCCGUCCAUCUCCAGUUCACCUCUGUGGUAACUGAACAGAGACAUGGCCUCUGCCCAGUCAGAGCAGUCUAGAGUCCUGCAGGAGGAGCUCACCUGCCCCGUGUGCCUGGACUUGUACCGCGACCCCCACUUGCUUCCUUGCGGCCACAACUUUUGCAAAACCUGCCUCGAUCGCCUAAAGCGGCAGGCCGAGCGAGGCCGUUUCCGCUGUCCAGAGUGCCGCGACAGUCACCGCUGUGGCAUGACCUUUCAGAAAAACUUCAAACUAGCCAACAUAGCUGACGACUACCGUCACAGACGCAGAGCCACAGCUGCAACCCAGGGAAAAUCCAGGGAACUACAGCCGUCUUCUCUGGCAGUCCAGCCGGUCAGGAGUGUGUGUGCCGUUCCGUGUGACUACUGCCCCUCUGCAGCCGCCGAGGCGUCGGGCGAUGUGUCCUCUGCUGCCUCCGCGGCUCAGGACGGGAGCGCCGGUCAGGAAGCUGCUGCUGCUCCUGCAGCUUUGACCUUUGCAGUCAAGACAUGCCUGAAGUGUGAGGUGUCAAUGUGCCAGGAGCAUGUCAGGCCACAUCUGGAGCUGCCAGCCUUCCGGGAGCAUCCUCUAACCGAGCCAAUGAAUGACUUCUGGAGGAGGAAGUGCCCCGAUCAUGAUGAGAUUUACAGAUACUACUGCAUGGAUGACAAGAUGUGUGUGUGCAACGCCUGCACCAUAGAGGGAGGGCACGCAGGACACACCAUCAAGACCCUGAAAAACACCAUGAAAGAUCUCAAGGGCUCGCUGGACAAGCAGCUGUACCGGGUGGAGAGGAAGUUCAGCAUGGCGGAGAAAAAGCUGCAGGAGCAGAGGGAGAAGGAGCGGCAGAAUAAGAAGUUCAUGGAUGACACUGAGCAGUGUUUGACCAGACUGGGCGAGGACAUGAAGGCCAAAGUGCUGCGCUUCAUCCUCAGGCUGAGAGAGUGCACACGCACUCAGUGUGACACCAACGGGCCGGCCAUUCAGAAGAACAUCUCCAGGAUCUGUCAGGACCAGGCUCGCCUCCAGGAGGUCCGCUGUGGCAUCGAAAGCCUGAUGCAGGAAAACGACCCUUUUCGCUUCAUCGAGGCAUACAAGACAACAGGAAAAGAGUGCCGCAGACAGCUGAGGAAAAACAUGUUCUACCCGGAGUACGUGGACAUGGAGACGGAGGUCCUUGGAGUGAUGAUGGAGGAGGAGAUGAGAAAAUUUCUUGAUGAAGAGCUGCCAUGUCACAUUGUUGCUGCCAUUAAUUCCCUGUGUCAUCUCUCAGAUCCUGAGGAAGAGGAGGAGGAGCAGGAGGAUAAUGAAGAAGAAGCCGCAGAGGAAGACGAUGACGACGACGAUGAUGACGACCUCGACAGCAGCGAGGAGGAAAUGAGGAGUGAGGGGGAAGAGGAAGAAGAUGACGAAGACGAGGAAGCGCAUGAUCAGAGCGAGCUGGCCGACGACCUCUACAGCCCAGGGGAGGAAGAGGAGGAGGAAGAGGAAGAAGAUGAAGACAACCAAGAUGGGGAGGAAGAGGAUGAGGAAGAGAGAGGGGUUUAAAGAGGAACUUGUUGUAUACAUAUAUAUUUUUACACCUAACAGAGCACUCGAUCCUUAACUGUGGUUGGACGCUGCUGCCAUCUUCAUCCUGAGUGUGUGGCGUGAAAGACGAGCAGCAGCCACAUUUCGCCUCGAAGCUUCUCGCUGGUUCCCGCUGAGCUUCGGUUCAGCAGGACUUCAAACUGACUGCCAGAUGCCACCGCUGACCAUAAUUCAGGUGCUUUAAAUCCCAGAAGACACGUGCUGCAUCAUGUACACACACAUUUCUAAUGUGUGUUAACAAGCGUGCAGCCGGAAGGAUUCAGAAUAAAUAUGGAAAUAACUUUGCAUGUUUGCCAUGCCCUGUUUUCCACUACUUUGAUAAAUAUUUUACAAAAUACACGAGAAAUCUGCCUGUAUUUAACGAUUUACAUAUUAGUCUAAUUUGUUUCAGAAAGCUUUCACCUGCUGAAACUUUCACUAUUAAAAUUGCUGCAGAAAAAGGUCAAAGACAGGCAGCUUUGGAAAAUGUUUCUGGAAUUUUCUCACAUUAACAAGAAAACUUUAAAUGACUUGUUUCCCAGUUUUUCGUUGCGUUACAGAAAGUCUUUUCUUUGGUACUGUUGGUGGACUUUUUGUUGGCGUGUUGACCUAAAGCGAUCUGAAGAUCAGUGAAGCAACGACCGCUGGCUGGUCCACCUGAACAGGUGUUUCAUGCUGGCGUUCAGCAUUGCAAGCCAAAGAGAAAAGAAGUGUGUGUGGAUGGUACUUUGACAGGUUUGUUUGCUUGGCAUGCUGUUUAGAUAAAAAAAAAACAAUUUGCAUUGUUUUAACAGUUUACAGAGUAACUUUUGUUCAUAGUUUUGCUUUAAAAGCAGUAAAUGCAUUGUUUAAAAAAUGUGACAUGUUCCUAUGCAGAGUUCAGUUUCAGGUGAUGUAGAAUUUUGCACUUUACCACAAACAUGGUAUGUUUGGCCUGAAAUAUUUGAAUGUCAAAAGAUGAUUUUAAUUUUGAUACGAGUGACUUUAUGAGGGGCCAAAAAAUUGCUGCAUAUUAACAAUAAAGCCUGUUGAAUGUAAA
Molecule: messenger RNA, 3051 nt
Organism: Melanotaenia boesemani (Boeseman's rainbowfish)
Lineage: Eukaryota; Metazoa; Chordata; Actinopteri; Atheriniformes; Melanotaeniidae
Exons: 8
Coding region: 474-1991 (505 amino acids)
Molecular function (GO): zinc ion binding
Source: RefSeq, a predicted model, not a curated record